UCUGUGUACAUGGUGUUUCAUUUUAUUAUUGAAAAACCGUACGUAUGCGUCAGGACAGGCUUUCCAGUGGACAACUAUAAUGCCGCGGAAACAAGCCUGCAAGUCGAAGCCACGCUUUGAGUAAUAACUGGUCAGAAAUAUUAUUUUGGUUUGUGAAAUUGUUUACUAAGUGGUGGAUUUCAGUAGAUUAGAAUAUCAUGCAAAUGUAAACGUAAAGUGAUGCUGUUUAAAACGUGAAACUCACUAUACAAGUUUAUUACCAAUGUAGUGAUGUAGUUUAAGCGUUUAUUUUGGUUAAUUUUGAUUAUUAUGGCUCAAAGCUAAUUAAAAAACUAAAACAAAAUGUUCUGAAAAUCUUAUAUUAAACAAGACCAAUAAACUAUUUUGUUAAUGUUUAUACAAGGAAGGUAAGGCAAGAACAUAUUUGCUAAUGAAACUGACUGUUCAAAUCGUGUUGUAUCCAAACAUUAAUUGAAAAAUGUGGUAGAAAAAAGUGCACAAACAACUGGGAAAACUAAAGCAUUGAGAGGUGUAUCCAGUGUGAUGUUUAUGUACACCUGGCCUGUAGGUGGCAGUGUUGAGUUGUCUGUUAUAUACAACAGAGAGUAAAGGAAAUUCAGCAAUCUCUCGUGUCUGUCAAUGCUAACGCCUCCCAACAGGUGAGAUACGUACACAACAUGGUGUCACAGUAAAGAAAUAAGCGUCAAAGAGAAUAUGGAGCAUCUGAAGCCACCGAACAGCCUGUGCUUGGAAGGAAACCUGGUGCAAAAUUGGUGUUCAUGGUUACAAAGGUUUGAGCUCUUCCUCCUGGCAAGCGGGAUCUCUGAAAAUUCAGAAAAGUACCAAGUGUGGAUCAGCAUGUGAAGGGGCGGAAGCAUCAGACUCUGAGCACAGUCCGGUCCACCAGAAAAAGCCAUGAGGAGCACAGUGUGUUCGUUAGUGGCAUCAAACCAGAGAUCUCUCAGACUGAUUUGACUGAGUACUUUCAGCAGUUUGGGGCCGUCACUGAUGUCAUCGUGGAUAAAGACAAGGGUGUUUACGCCAUCGUGCAGUUUAGUGAGACGGAGAGCAUACAGGCAGCUCUGUCCUGUGUCAUGCAUCGGCUGAAAGGUCUGACGCUGCGGGUUAAACCACGGGAAAAGAAGGAGUUUAAACUGAUUCCCAAGAAGAAAAAUGCUCCUCAAGACCUCCAACAAAUUUUUGAUCGUCUCAAGCCUGAGCUGUGUCAGCUACUUUCGGUGGAUUCCCAGAUGAAGUUCAUAGUUGAGCGAUUUCAGCUGGGAGAAAAUGAAAAGAAGGCCCGAAGCUUGGUGGUUCAACUCCUCCAGGAGGUCUUUGUUGAAUUCUUUCCAGACAGUCAGAUUUUGCUCUUUGGUUCAUCUGUCAACACUUUUGGCAUUCACUCCUGUGAUUUGGACCUGUUCCUGGACCUAGAAAACACCAAGACAUUUCAAGCGCGGGCCAAGACUUCCACAGAGCAGGCAGGUGAAGGAAUGUCAGAUGAAGGCCAAUCUGAGGACUCCAUCCUUUCUGACAUCGAUCUGUCCACAGCAUCUUCGGCCGAGGUUUUAGAACUUGUGGCAACCAUUCUUAAACGUUGCGUCCCCAGUGUUCACAAAGUUCACAUGGUCAGCGCUGCUCGCCUCCCUGUCGUCAAGUACCAUCACCGCGAGCUGAACCUGCAAGGAGACAUCACUCUUAACAACAGACUUGGUGUAAGGAACACCCACUUCCUCCAGCUUUUGUCAGGUGUGGAGGGGAGGCUGAGGCCUCUGGUGUUCACCAUCCGAUAUUGGGCCAAGCAGAAGCAGUUAGCUGGUAACCCCAGUGGUACUGGCCCCGUCCUCAACAGUUAUGCUCUGACGCUGCUAAUCAUCUUCUUCCUGCAAAACUGUGAGCCUCCUGUCCUCCCCACAGUCAACCAGCUCAAAGACAUGGCCUGUGAGGAGGAGGAGUGUGUGAUUGAGGGCUGGAACUGCACUUUCCCCAGUCAGCCCAUUGCUGUGCAACCCAGCAAGAACACACAGGACAUCUGCUCUCUGCUUGCUGGCUUCUUUUCCUUCUAUGCACAGUUUGAUUUCGCUAGCAGUGUCAUAUCUCUCAGGGAGGGUCAUGCACUUCCAAUCACUAACUUCCUUUCCCAAGAUAAAGAUGAUGAAACAAUGCAGGAAGGACAAUCCUCCAAGUCUGAUUCGCACCAUCCCAAACUGGGUCCCCUAAAUCUCUUAGACCCUUUUGAGCUUUCCCACAAUGUGGCUGGAAAUGUGAACGAGCGCUCACUGCGUACCUUCCAGAAGGAGUGCCAGGAGGCCGAGAAGUACUGCCGCAGCCUGCGCUAUCAACGCAAGAGCAACAAGGGGAAGUCUUGGGGACUGGUUCGCUUGCUCACCCCACUUGGAGAUGUUCAACAGGCCAAACCAGAGCAGCUGGUCAUCAGCAUCCCCUUCAAGUCAGCAUCACUCGCAGAGGUGCUCCGCGAAGAGCUGCACUUGGCAGGAGAUGGUUUCAGGCUGCUGUGGUUCCAGAAGGUUUGCUCUGCUGUGGAGGUUGUUCUGAAAACUGUUCUCAAGUGUCUUCUUGAUGCCUCCACAGCUGGCGUUCUUGGCGAGAAUUCAGAUGUUGGUGUCGAAGAGAUGGAGACCACAACAUCAUCGUUGAACGACAGCACCCAGAGUGUUGAAUCUCAAAGCGAAAGCAGCCCUCAGUGUGUAGCCGCCGUUGGUGCCAAGAGGCCUCUGUCCUCUGGCAGCGAUUCCUCAGUGUCGCCUCAUGGCAAAAAGCCAAGACUGGCAAGAAGGGGGAAGCUUAAAUUCCCUCCAUGGAUAGUUGUCCAAAAGCACAUGGUGUGGGUUGGCAGGCGGAAAGUCAGACGGGAGCUAAUGCAAGAUGCAGACUGCAGGCCUGAGGGCAGCUGCAUGGAGCUAGAGUCCCAAGUCACAGCUUACAUCACUGAAAAAGAGCCAGAACUGAAGGAGCCCCUGAAGUUUAAAGUUUGCCCCCAGAUGGUCAGUGGAACGCAAAACACAAGGGUGCUGCUGAAGCUGGAGCCAAGCAGUGACGAGGCGGGAAUUUUCCAUGACUUCUUUCACUUCCUGGAGGCAUUUGUUCCCAAGAUGGUAGAGACGCUGCUGGAAAAAGGAACGGGCAAUGCUUAAAGUGAGACAUGCUUUACAUCUUUCUCCAAUAAUGGCAAAAAAAAAAACACUUUCUUGAGUGAAUGGGAAGGAGCUUUACUGUUAGUUUAUAUGUAACUGCUCAAUUAUUACUAUAUAAAUGUCAAGUUUGUAAUGUUUUUCUUUUAUGCUGCAUCUUUGUCCGAGUUGAGUUUGUUCUUGCAUCAUUUGAUUACGCCCUUAUUAAGCCUCUUCUCAACUUGAGACUUGGCAUUGUUUUUUGUUGGCUUUUCUUUCUAAUGAUUCUCAUGAAUCAUGAAAAUUGUGUGAAAAUGAAUAAAAUCCUUUCUCAUUCUGAAA
Messenger RNA from Girardinichthys multiradiatus, 3473 nucleotides. RefSeq names its product terminal uridylyl transferase 1, U6 snRNA-specific (gene tut1). Bases 1095 to 3155 code for a protein of 686 amino acids. The transcript has 10 exons. The record is from RefSeq and is a predicted model, not a curated record. Gene Ontology annotation, cellular component: mitochondrion. NCBI's taxonomy places the organism in Eukaryota, Metazoa, Chordata, Actinopteri, Cyprinodontiformes, Goodeidae. Gene Ontology annotation, molecular function: RNA binding; zinc ion binding; poly(A) RNA polymerase activity.